This is a messenger RNA of Astyanax mexicanus (Mexican tetra), 1343 nucleotides long. It is a transcript of the gene psmd13, whose product is annotated as proteasome 26S subunit, non-ATPase 13. Gene Ontology annotation, biological process: ubiquitin-dependent protein catabolic process. The transcript is spliced from 13 exons. Bases 110 to 1246 code for a protein of 378 amino acids. The record is from RefSeq and is a predicted model, not a curated record. Gene Ontology annotation, molecular function: structural molecule activity. Gene Ontology annotation, cellular component: proteasome regulatory particle, lid subcomplex; cytosol; nucleus. NCBI's taxonomy places the organism in Eukaryota, Metazoa, Chordata, Actinopteri, Characiformes, Acestrorhamphidae.
CUAACUCAGCCUGAACUGUAGAGUAAUUAGAGUGGGAGCUGUGCUGUUAGGCGGUUAGUUGUUAGCCGGAGUAAAUACAGUAAAAUCUGUUAAAUCUCUGAAUUUCAGGAUGAAGGACGCGCUCGGGUUCCUAAAACAGCAGCAAAGCAGCAGCGCGACGCCAGAAAUGGCCGCAGAAUGGCACAGACUGGAGGAUUUCUACAACAGAAAGUUAUGGCACCAGCUGACACUGAAGCUGUCCGACUUUGUCCAAGAUCCAUAUUUCUCCAAAGGCGAUGCUCUUAUUCAGCUUUAUGAAAACUUCAUCAGUGAUUUUGAACACAGAAUCAAUCCGUUGUCAUUAGUGGAAAUGAUCCUACAUGUUGUCAGACAAAUGCCAGAUCCCAAUACUGCCAUAACUUUUCUUGAGAAAACCAGAGAAAAGGUGAAAGCGAGUGAUGAGGCAGUUAUUCUCUGUAAAACGAAGAUUGGCAGCCUCAAGCUGGACAUUAAUGAUCUUCCAGCGACAAAGAAACUGAUCGAGGAAGUGGAGGAGUUGUUGAACAGCCUGCCAGGAGUAACAUCCAUCCAUGGCAGGUUCUACGAUCUCUCCAGCAAAUAUUACCGCAUUAUUGGAAAUCAUGCCCUCUACUAUAAAGAUGCUCUCCGGUACCUCGGCUGUGUGGACGCAAAAGACCUGCCAGAGGCAGAGCAACAGGAGAGAGCCUUCACGUUGGGAUUGGCUGGGCUCCUCGGGGAGGGUGUGUACAAUUUUGGAGAGCUGCUCAUGCAUCCUGUGCUGGAGUCACUGAGGAACACAGAUAAACAGUGGUUGAUAGAGACGCUCUACGCUUUUAACUCUGGAAAUGUGGAAAAGUUUAGAGCUCUAAAAUCCACUUGGGGGCAGCAGCCUGACCUUGCUGCACAGGAGCCCAAACUCAUGCAGAAAAUCCAACUGCUGUGUGUGAUGGAGAUGACUUUCACCAGACCAGCAAAUCACAGGCAGCUGACAUUCCAAGAAAUCUCUCAGAGCACCAAGGUCCCGGUGAAUGAGGUGGAGCUUCUGGUGAUGAAGGCUCUGUCUGUCGGACUCAUCAAAGGCAGUAUAGAUGAGGUGGAUCAGAAGGUGCAGAUGACAUGGGUUCAGCCGAGAGUGCUCGACUUGCCACAGAUAAAGGGCAUGAAAGAUCGCCUGGACUUCUGGUGUGGAGACGUGAAGAGUAUGGCCAUUCUGGUGGAGAAGCAGGCUCAGGAGAUCCUCACAUAAACUUAAAUACACACACACACGGACACCGUAACCUGUUCUUUACUUGUGAGAUGUUGGUGCAUGACUUUACAUAUUUCAUUAAAGAGAUUUCUCAUAA